AUGGAUAAAGUUGCUGAGAUAGUUGAAGAGAUCACAAACCACAAAGAAGAAGCAAAUAAAGGACUACAGCUUCUUAAAGAACCCCAUGACCUGGAUGUUCAUUACUUUGCCAUUGAUCUCAAGCAACAGCAACUGUGCCCAAAGAUGCCUAUUAAUAGGGCAUAUUAUGCCAUGAGAGAGGAAGAAGACAGCAUUAAGCACCUGCGAAUUUUUGCUGAUAAUUGUGCAGGACAAAAUAAAAAUAUCUUCAACGUCCUGUUAAUGCUGCAACAAAUUUGUGACCAUGCCUUUGGUCAUAUAGAACUGAUGCUGCAGUGUUUGGUAUACACUAAAACUUUUUUAUUCAGUAGUAAGGAGAAGCGCAGGAAACGUAGACUUUCGGAAACUAUACGUGAAACAAUUGAGAGAGAAAAGAAAGAACAAGACGAAUCAGAAACUAGUUCACAGACUGGUACAACUAUCACUGAUGAAGACAUGGGGUCAGGGGCCUCAGAGGUGGAAAGCAAUACAACCGGAUUAGAGGAGGAAGAUGGAGAAGAUGAGGAGGAAGAAGUUGAAGAAGAUGAGACAAGUGAUGAAGAGACAUUUGAGAAACAUUUCCCUAUUGUUAUCCCAGAUAAUCUAAAGUCAGUUUUAGAACAGGAUUAUUAUUUCAUCAAUGAAAAAGAUAAGAUAUUGGAUCUGCCAACUUCUAGAACAGCAUUAAGCUUGCUAGAAUCAUAUGUUAGAUUCUUUGCUGUUCGUUAUAUACCAAGAACAAAAGAAAGGAGAAGAAGUGAGCUGAAAGAGAGAGACAAAACAUUCCUCACCCUGGACCUUUGUAAAGAAGUUAUGGAUGGUAUUCGAAUCUGUUUCGAUUUUCAUAUUGAAACCCAUUUGCUCUAUAGUAAAGAGUUGAAGCAAGCUGAGAAACUUCGUACAGCUAAACCCAUUAUUGUCAAAGGGGAACCAGAGAUAACACAAGAUCUAUUACUGCAAGUUGAAGAAAGGGAUAAUGAAGCAGCACUGUCAAACAAGGAAGAAAUGGAGACAGAAGAAAUUAAACCAAAACAAGAAAAGGGCACAAAAGAGGAAGAAAAAGCUAAAGGGAAUGAGGGGACUGCCCGGCGCCAGCUAAGAUCAAAGCGACCUCUUUCAGGAGAAUCAAGCAGUACAACAGAAAAAGACAAAAAUCCCUCAUCCCUACCUCCACCUCAGACAUGUGAAUCUGGCCGAAGUACACCCACCACAAUAACGUCAGGAACUAGCACUGCAGGAAUUAGUGGUCUUGGUGGGACAGAUAUCAGUUGUGUUUCAUUGUAUGAGAAGGUCCAACCCCAGUUACAGGAUUGGUCAUUAUUACCAGAAACUCACAGAGAUCCACCUCCACCAUCUCUUCUCUAUGGCCCUCUUCACCUAAUAAGACUGUUUGUGAAACUGCCCGAGAUUUUAUAUCGAAUGAACUUACCAGAAAUCAAGAAAAAGAUCAUACUGAAGCAUAUGGAACUUUUUCUGGAAUAUGUUAGUAACCACAGUGAAGAUUUGUUCCAGGAGUCCCAUUAUAUACCGAAUCCAUACUUGUAAGAGCAAGACUUAAUAAGUAAGGUUUGAAUACCUUAUGUAGCUUCCAGUUGUGAAUCUGAAUCUUAAGGUAACAUUUCUGUGCCAAAAACAAAGUUUUCUCUGACUCAGAUUUCCAUAUUUUGCAUACGUAUCUGGAAAAGCAAAGCCUAGCUUAAUAAUUGUCCAUGUGUCAGAUGUCAUAAUGAAAAAUACGUAGAUUAAUUGACAGGGAAAAAUGUUAAUUUAGGCAGAUAUUAUCAUACAGUGAAUAUAACUGGUGCUAAUUUGUUGUGCUUCAUAAAAUUGAAAGCUAUUUGUCCGUAGAAGCUGUAAUUUACAAAUAUCACUUGUUUAUGAAAUCUCCAUCCUAAUACAUACCUGGUAUAAUAGUAUUAGUAACAGCUUUGAACCGUUUCUUUCUUCAAGUGCAAGAAAUGGUGAGAUUGCUCAUACUUUUAACAUGAACACAUCUUUUCCAAUGUAAUAAAACUUCAUUGAGGAUGUGAGUAGUGAUUUUUUUUUUCUUUUUUUUUAGGAUCCUCUCUUGCAGUACUAUCUCAAAUCUUUGUACUUGCAUUUUGAUUAGCUAUUGUUAGUUUAGCCAACCUGUUUAAGUUAUCAGUAUACUAAGUUGUCUUUUUAAAGAAAUUUGAUAUUACCCUUAAUACAUGGUCAUGUGCAUUGCAUUUCAUGUCAUAGAUUUCAUAAUAAGGUAUCACAAGUUUUCAUAGUUUGUCUUUCAUUUCUAAUAUUUUACAGUAAAAUUUGGAUUAUCUUGCAUCAUUGUGAAUUAUAAAAAUUUUGAAUAAUUAUAUGGUGUACCUUUCAUUCCUUAACAUUUUUUGUUGGAUAGCUAUAGGCAACUGCUGUUGGCACGUGUCAAACGCUAACGCUACUAACAUUACAGUUGUCAAAUUGUAUUUUUAUCAAAAUAAAAUUUCAAAACAUAAAA
This is a messenger RNA of Macrobrachium nipponense, 2494 nucleotides long. Its product is annotated as putative male-specific lethal-3 protein-like 2. Gene Ontology annotation, cellular component: MSL complex; NuA4 histone acetyltransferase complex; nucleus. The coding region runs from base 1 to 1563 and encodes 520 amino acids. The record is from RefSeq and is a predicted model, not a curated record. Gene Ontology annotation, biological process: regulation of DNA-templated transcription; chromatin organization. Lineage: Eukaryota; Metazoa; Arthropoda; Malacostraca; Decapoda; Palaemonidae. The transcript is spliced from 11 exons.